AUGGUCGCCAAGAAGAAGAGCGCGGACGUGCUCGACCAGGACGAGGUCAUGAAGGCCAUGCUGGCGCAGGCGGCGGCUAAGGCGGGCGACGACAACGGCAGCGACGACAGCGACGACGGCAGCGACGACGAGUCUGGCGGCUCCGGCUCCGAGGACGACCGACCGAACGGCAAGGAGGAUGGCGACGACGACAGCGAAGACGACGACGACGAGUCCGAGGACGAAGCCCCCUCCAAGCCAGCAGCCCCAGCGACGCUCUCGCGUGUGCAGGCGUCCCGCACCGCGUCCUCCUCGACCUCCACGCAACCGGCCCCGAGGGACAUGUUUGACGUGCCUCGCGUGGACACAUCCGCGUCCUUUGCCUCGCUCGGCCUCUCGCAGCCAGCCAUAACCGCCCUGGCUCAGUUGAACAUCAAGAAACCGACCGAGAUCCAAGUCGCGUGUGUGCCUCCCAUCCUGGCCGGCCGGGACUGUAUCGGCGGCGCGAAGACGGGAUCAGGCAAGACGCUGGCGUUCGCUCUGCCGAUUCUCGAGUCGAUCGCGCGCGACCCGUUUGGGAUCUACGCCGUGGUGCUUACGCCGACAAGGGAGCUGGCGUACCAGCUCGCAGAGCAGUUCAUGGCCGUCGGCAAGCCCCUGGGCCUUACUACGACCACAGUAGUGGGGGGCAUGGACAUGCUGAGCCAAGCGCAGGCGCUGCAGAGACGUCCCCAUGUCGUUGUCGCGACGCCGGGGAGGUUGUGCGACCUCCUCCGCUCUGACGGCGUGGGCGCCAACCCCCUUGCGCGUGCUAGGGUAUUGGUGCUCGACGAGGCGGACCGGAUGCUGACCCCCACAUUCGCGCCGGAACUCGCAUACCUCUUCAGCGUCAUUCCCAAGAAUCGGCAGACACUCCUCUUCACGGCCACCAUCAGCGAUGCCAUCACGGACCUCGCCAAGCGGCCCCCGCCCCCCGGCAAAAUGGUGCCCUUUGUCUACCGCGUCCCCAGUGACACGAUGACGGUCGCAAAGCUCACGCAGAAGUACCUCUUCAUCCCCUCGCAGGUGCGCGACGCGUACCUGUACUACAUGCUUUUGCACCCGCCGGCAGAGAUCGAUGCGGCGCUGCGGAGCGCGCCGCGGCCGAAACCGAAGCCUGUCGCCCAGCCUAAAGGCAAGAAGGGAAAGCGAGUGCGCGAGGAGACGCCGGAAGAAGAACAAGGCCCCGAGGUGCCGUCGACCAUCAUCUUCACGCAACGUACGGCGACGGCACAUCUGCUGCAUCUCAUGCUGAACGAGCUCGGCAUCCGGUCUGUCGCGCUGCAUUCGGGCCUGACGCAGCCUGAGCGUCUGUUGAGCUUGGCGAGGUUCAGGGCGCGCGACGUGCCCGUCCUCGUCACCACGGACGUGGGGUCGCGCGGCCUGGACGUGCCCGAGGUCGCGCUCGUGAUCAACUGGGACUGUCCCCGCCAAUCAGACGACUACGUGCACCGCGUCGGUCGUACCGCGCGUGCGGGGCGCGGCGGCGUGGCCGUCACUGUCGUGACGGAGCGGGACACUGAAUUGUUGCCUGCGAUUGAGAAGAGUAUCGGCACAACGCUCGCCGAGUGGGAACUCCCCGAGGACGACGUGCUGGAGAACCUCAACAAGGUUGCGACGGCCAGACGACUGGCGAGCAUGGAGAUGCACGAUUCCGACUUUGGAGAGCGCAAGGCCGUCAAUAAGGCCAAGGCUAUCAAGCGCGCAAGGAGGGAUCGGGCGAAGAACUAG
Trichosporon asahii var. asahii CBS 2479 is the source of this 1749-nucleotide messenger RNA. RefSeq names its product ATP-dependent RNA helicase. The coding region runs from base 1 to 1749 and encodes 582 amino acids. Gene Ontology annotation, molecular function: RNA helicase activity; nucleic acid binding; ATP binding. The record is from RefSeq and is a predicted model, not a curated record. Lineage: Eukaryota; Fungi; Basidiomycota; Tremellomycetes; Trichosporonales; Trichosporonaceae. The transcript has a single exon.